UUAUAAUUUAGUUUUCUUUUCCUUUCUUGUCAAUGUCUGUUUCCGUAAAAUGAAAAACUUGUGCGAUUUAGUGCUAAAGUAUGAAUCGUUUAGCAAUGUGGAUGAUGAUUUGUUUGCUUACAUCGAUCGUAUUUUAGAGAACGCCUGGGAAAUACAUCAGCGGCACGACCGUGCCACGAUAGAAUUACAGAAGCUGGAACAACAAUUACCGGUACAAAGGGAACGCCAAGCUAUCUGGCUUGAACAAGCCAACAUAACCGUUUCGCCGAUAAGAAAACGUAAACGUAGGUCCAUCGACGCGUUGCUUUCUGCACGCAAAGAAAACGUAUCUGCCGUCGAUGAUUCCACGUUUUUCCCCAACAAAUCCGACCCUGAAGCUUCGCUGGUAGCAACGCCCGUGCUAGAACAGAACAUCAUCGAUUCGGAGGAAUCAUUUUUCGCCCUGUCGCAAAGUCCGUCUAAAAGAGAACCGCUGUCCAGUAAAAAUGAACGCUCGCACCAAACUUCAGAACUGACGCCUUACACCACUUUCGUAUUUAAUAUAGCAGUAAAUCUUAAUUGAACGGUAAAAGAGUGUGUAUUUUACAAUCGUUAUAUUGCGUUUUGAAGGAUUUAUGAAUAAAGCAUUGAUUUUUCGUUCCAUGA
This is a messenger RNA of Anopheles bellator, 645 nucleotides long. RefSeq lists its product as uncharacterized. The coding region runs from base 50 to 562 and encodes 170 amino acids. The transcript has 2 exons. The record is from RefSeq and is a predicted model, not a curated record. NCBI's taxonomy places the organism in Eukaryota, Metazoa, Arthropoda, Insecta, Diptera, Culicidae.